GAUGAAGGAAACGAAUAAAAGAAUUAUCUUUGGAACCUUUCGUUUGGGAAUUUUUCUUGUGAUUCUCAUUACUGCGCUAGAAUUCGACAUACCAUCUAUCCGUCCGAUGAAAAUGAUGCUCAGGACAGCCAGCAGAUAUUCAAACAUGACAAGCGAAGAAGACUGGGAUUUUAACUUCCCGAAUAUAAAAUCACCAAGAGAGUUCAACACAGAAUUGCAUGGAAGUGCGGACAAACACCUCCGACAGCUUCAGAUGGACCUCUACUACACGAGACAAUUCGUUAUAUGGCAAAUGGGACAACUAAACAAACGGUUACAAAACAAUGCCAAAGGGGGAAACCUUGGCGUUAUUGCUGAGGAUAUCAAACACUAUUUCAGGCGAGUCUACACUUCUCGGCGAAGAGUAGAAGGAACUACAAUGCAGGGUCCAAAAAGGAUGAGUUCCUCAUUGUGGUACAAAUUGUCGUUCCUUCCAGUAUGGGAGCAGGUCGGGGUCAAAUUCGUCACAGUUGACAGGGAAACCAUCUCUCACUGUCGAGGAGCUUGA
This is a messenger RNA of Penaeus vannamei (Pacific white shrimp), 547 nucleotides long. Lineage: Eukaryota; Metazoa; Arthropoda; Malacostraca; Decapoda; Penaeidae. The record is from RefSeq and is a predicted model, not a curated record.